AUGGAACAUUCAUAUCAAAAAUUCUUUGGAAAGAAGACAAAGGAAAGUUUGAGUUCAUUUCUUACUCAUCUUCCAGGUAAUUUAACAUUCACUAAAUAAAUUAUUAUAUGGCAUCACUUCAUUAAUUUAAUUAUUAAUUAAUGUAUAAUUUUGCAAUUUAGGGCUUAUAGAUGUCCCUGGAUGUCCAAACGAUGGGUAAUAAUGUAAUCUGUUAACUUCUCUCUGCAUUCAAAGGAUGAUCACUGUCGCUCUUUGUUGAGCAAACUAAUUAUUUUGUUCACCCAUUGACUGAAGAAAAACUAUCAAGUCCCUAAUCAAACUAUAGUUUUAUUUGCCUUUCAUACUUCUUAAUGAGUUCUUUAAGAAGUAUGAAAGGCAAAUAAAACUAUAGUUUGAUUAGGGGCUUGAUAGUUUUUCUUCAGUCAAUGGUCUUCGGACAUUUGUUAGAUCCAGGCAAAAUUGUUACGAUCCACACCGAUCAGUUAAAUUUUGCUUGGAUCUGACAAAUGUCCGAUCAUUUUUUUGAUCGAAAUUGUGCAGUUGCUCAUAUAUUGGCCAAUAAUGAUUAGCCAGUUUUUAAUAUUUACAUCAGUUGACGAGGUAGUAAUUGGACAGUUCGUGCUGAUCACUCCCCGCAUAAUCAACCACAUCACUUAAUUUUUUGUAAGCAGUCCCAACGAUCCAUGCAAGUAAACAAGUUCUCGAUUCCAUCGAUAUUGUUUUGUCAAGAAAAUGUUUUGUGUUCCUUCUCUCGCUCUUAUGCUUAUUAAUCAAAUAUUAUACCAGUCCUUUAAUUUGAUUGAAAACUGCGUAUUUUAUAUGAUCAGUCAAAAUGUCCGCACAGAAUAAAAUGAGUCAGCCAUUUAAUGGGUUUUCCGGCAAAUAAAGCCAACUGCCGACCAUUAUAAUCCAACUGAUGCAGUGUUGUCUAAAUUAUGUUACAUUGUUAUGUUACAGUGUCGAGGAUAAGGUCAAGAAUGAAGAAAAAUAUAUUCAUGCAUAAAAAAUAAUAACAAACGACUUUUGACACGAAUAUAGUUUUCUUUGUUCUUAGCCCAAUCACAAUAAUUAUAACUUGACCCUACAGACCAUGUAACCAUAAUUUUUUUUUAAAUAUAGUCUUCGAGUUCUUAUAAAUAAGCCUCCUAUUGGUGGUAAAGAGUUAGUCCCUCUGUCUGGUCAUCAAUUGGCUGGGUUUAGACUAAACCCUGGACCAGUAAGUAUAAGUUGGAUAUUUUCUGUGUUAAAGUAAUAAUGAGUUAUAACAUUGUUAUAGACAAUGUAAAAAAAAAAUGUGCAGUAAAUGUCCACCUCAGGCCAACUGUUGAAACAUUCGUUGUUUUAGGUUCCAGAUCAAUUUAAAUUUGUCAAUCAACAACCUUCAAAAAAGAAACACAAACACAAGAAACAUAAAAAAGAACAUAGUGAAGGCAAAACGGAAGGUUGGUUUGUUCACGAAUGUUAUCCAUUCCAUUAAUACAGACUAUAGUAGAUAUGCAUACAUUCUAGCAACCUUGCACAAAGGCUCUUUCCACUAUGCUCCUCACUGAAGGAAAGACCCUGGGUCCAGGCUGGUCACGUGUCUUUUGGGAGAUAACAAAAUUUUUACACAAGGGUUGGGGGGCUAAGUUUGUUUGACCGAUCUAGUUGCCGAUCAAGAUGCCGAUAUCAAUUCGAUAAAAUAGAAUGUAAAUUGCACAUGCGUAACCGAUUAAAGCGUAAAAAGUGCGCAUGUGCUAGUUUUUUACAUCCCACAAGCAAAGAAGCAAAUGUUUUGGCUUAAAUUCGUUGAUUGCAACACGGUCUUUGCGACCAUUUCAAUUUCACACCAAUAUUAUCUAUCUAAAUAGCAGUUAAAACAAAGUGUGCGGCACCCGGUCCCGAACUGUGCAAUAGGGAGUUUGGAAAAUACAACGGCAACGGCAACGUGGUCAUCAACAAUAGCAUUGAUCCUCAAAGACAAAGGCGAAUGUAAAUUACAUGGUCUUAAGCGUUGUGCAAUGCCGUAGCUGUUGAAACUAGUACGUGAUUGCAUAAUUUUCACGGUACAUGACUACGGCAACAGUUCAUUCGUUCGAUGUUAGUUGAGUUGUUUUAUUUGAAUUCGCGGACUAUUUUUACUUAAGAGCUGCUUGAGAGGAACAGGAAUACUUAAAGAGGCAAUUAAGUGUAGUAACAUAUAUUUUGCCUCAAAUACAGCAAUAUAAGCAAUUAUAUUUUUGCCGUUGCCGUUCUAGGUUGCCAAACUCACUAUUAUCUUGCUUGAAAGUGCUUCUAAAUCCAUAAAACAUUUACAUAAUAUCUAAAUACUGUAAAUUUUCAAAAUUCGCCAUAUUUACUGACAUUAGAACCCAAGCUUUUGCGGCUCACACGAAAUAUUACGUCGGUGAUUUUCACUAAUAAUAAGAGGGUAGGAUCAAAGUGGGCGUUGUCACUUGCUAACCCAAUCAGCUGUCUGGGUUCUGUACCACGUGACCUGUUCAAAUCGUUCCGAGGGCGAGGAAUGUUAUGAUGUCAUAACGGCCUCGACAAAAUAUUCUGGGAACACGUUUGUGCCAUAUAAGGAAGUUGGGGACACGUUUGUACCAUAUAUGAAGCACGGUUUCCACUCGCUUCGAACGAUGAAAUAAUCGGAUGAUCUUACCCUCUUAUUAUUAGUGAAAAUCACCCAUAAAUCACCGACGUAAUAUUUCGUGUGAACCGCGAAAGCUUGGGUUCUAAUGUAAAUAAAUAUGGCGGAUUUAGAAAAUAUACAGUAUUUACAUAUAAUAUGUAAAUGUUUUAUGGAUUUAGAAGCACUGGUAUUGCACAGUUCAGGUGUCGUACACUUUAUUUUAACUGCUAUUUAGAUAGAAUACUAUUGUUGUCGAAUUGAAUUGAUGUUAAAGCCCGUGAUUGCAAGUAGGACUUGUGUGUGUGUUUUGAAAGUGGAAACUGAAUCAUGGUCGAGAUCAUGGUAUUACAAACCAAUACCAUGAUAUGUCAUUUAUUAAUGAGCAUGACUCACGCUGUGACUCACACAUAACUAGUGAAACCGCGUCAGAAUACAUAAACACACAGAUAUUUAUUUGCAAGAAUAUUAUAUUUCGUUUUAAACGUGUACAUGUAUAAAGAUUUAAAGUUUGUUCACGGCAACCCGGUAUAUCAACCAUGUUUUAAUUUUGUAAGGUUUAUUUCUAACAUUCCUUAGGUACAUUGUGGCAUUAUUUUUAACCUUUGCUUGGGCUCGUCUGCAUGUGGGAUUUCUCACCCCCUAAAUCAUUGUUUUCAUCCAAAUUCACUUCCACAUCCGUGUCAUUUGUGUACCAAUGUGGCUUUGGCUCGUGACGAAUGGUUUAUGAAGUAGUGACGUGGUGUUAAAAAAUAUGGCAUAGGGAUAAUUAACUUGCCUUAAGGAAUCGUCUGCAAAGCCUUGGGCAAACUAGGAAACAUUGUUGCGGAAACAUUUGUGAUUCUCGAUGUUUCCUGAAAUGUUUCCAUGUUUGCCCACCCGUGGAAACAUUGUUGCGGAAACAAAAUUUGCUACCCUGGAAGCAAAAAUGUUUCCUACCAAUAUCAGAAACAUUUGAUGUUUCCCUAUGUUUCUCACUAAUGUUUCCUAGUGUUUGCCCACUCUGGGAAAUACGGCGAAACAUUGGCAAAAAAACCCAAUUUUGCCGCAACAAUGUUUCCUAGUUUGCCAAGGGCCGUUGGCAAGUUUGAGGCUCUCACAUUAAGAUUUUUCGUAUCUCUAUAAUUAGAUUUUUUCGCAAAUUCUGAAGCUUCUUUUGCAGCCGAUCUUGAGCUUGGAGCUGGCUGGGGAGUUUCUUUGAAACGCUUGAAAUCGAUUCAAUAUAUUGGAAUGAAGUGCACUUUUUCAUCGGGUGUUAACUGAGGGGGAUUCAUGAUAUUUUCUGUUUGUUGUUGCGUGUUGUACAUAGCGUUAAGAAUGGGAGGUUGUCUGUUGGUUGCAUUGGAUAUAUUUGUUCAGGUUUGGUUGCACGCCAUUUUCCUCAGGUAGAACGUUGAGUAUUUGGUCUAUGUUGAUCGUCGCGGUAGCGUUGUAGGUUGUAAAUCGAGCAUAAGAUAUCCGUGGGGGUGACUUGUCGUGCCAACGUAGAAAUAUGUUGCUUGUCCGGUCCCGGGGAGAUUUGAAGCCAGUACUACAUAUAGUGGGUAUAUUCAGGCUAAUAUUUCUGUUUUCUUUGCGUUGAUGGAAUAUGUUUUGAACAACAUAUAUUACAGACAAAUUCUGGUGAUGACUCCCCUUUGUAAUAAACCGCGGCGAUACGUUUAUCUCCCCCUGACAUUACGAUCAAAUUAGGAUCAAAUGCGCUUUACAUCUAGUAUUAUACGCUUACCUAAUUGCAUACAUAGCCUAGAUUAUUUUAUUUUUACAACAAUUGUGAUAUUACUUUCUUAACUGCGUUUAUCCUAACCCACCCUGUCAACGAAGAUGCGAGUUCGAAUCCCGAAUUUUUCGUUGUACGCUACAGUGUCAGAAUAAUAUGAAAUUAUUGCAACUAAGUUUUAAAUUUGGGGUUAGCUUUUUUAUACUAGUCUAUGGAGAUAGCGUCGCUGCAUGGCGCUCUCACUGCUGCAGAUAUGCUCAUGACAUUUUUUUUUUGUUCUAGAAAAAUCUAAAAUUCAAGAUGGACCAGCGGAAAAGAAAUCAAAGAAAUCUGUAAGUAUACUGUCUUUAAUUAAUCAAGCUUCAUUGUAUCUCUUCCCGUAUAUUUUAAACUCGCAAGCCAUGCAAGCUUUCACUCCGACUGGGCGAGGCCGGUAGGAAUGUUCGGUAUGAGAAAUUUCCGGUAUCGGUAUAUCGAAAAAAUUAUGCCGAUAUUAUCUGUAUACCGGUUUUCUUUUGAUAAUUAUAAAGGAAAAUUCUUUAAUUAAUGGAAAUUUGAGUAAUUCUAAAAGGGAAACGAUAAUUUCGAAGCUGUUUCGAACGACACGUACUCAGUGUAAAAUCUCACUGAAGUGGAAAUUCUAAAUCAUUCAGGGAUGGAUUUACUGGGGGGCGAUGUACACCCCUCUGGUGCGCCCGCCCCCCCAGUAAAUCCAUGGGGGUGCUAUUUUUCAUGAUAAAGCAAAAAAUUAUUUGAGACAAAAUCGGUAUGGUUGAAUAUCCGGUAUCAUUAUACCGAUAUUGAUUUAAUACCGAUAUUUUCGGUAUACCGAACAGACCUAGGCGAGGGUGCACUUGCAUGUGAACUUCCUUUCCACAUGGAUUCUCACAAGUAGAUAACCAUUACAACAUGGUCUUCCUGAGAACCGUGGGUGUUAAAAAUAGAUUAAAAGUAAUAGAGAAAAUAUACUGAGUCUGAGACACAUUCCAUAAAGCCAUGAAUUUAGUAAGAAAAUCGGCUAUACAGGAGCGACUAUUUACAUUUAAUUUAAUCGUGCUUUUGAAUCCGGUUAUAUCUUUUGCAGGGUAUUGUAGAUGGAAAUUGUCGAGUGAAAAUUUAUAUACAUGCAUUUUUCCCUUCAGUUCCUGAUUAGGUCUAAGUACUAUUUAAAACACGAGGAGUGUUUUAUCAGAUAUAAAACGCGAGGCGCAGCCGAGAAGAAUACUAAUUAGGAAAAAAAUACUAAUUAGGAUGAACAGUUAUAUAAUCAUACUAAUUAGGAUGAACAAGUAUAUAAAGAAUACUAAUGAAGAUGAGUUUUAUCAGAUAUAAAGUCACUUCACAUGACAUAUUAUCAGGGUUCGUACAAAACUUGAAAGUCCUUGAAUGUCCUUGAAUUUGAAAACAAAAAUUUAAGGCCUUGAAUGUCCUUGAAUUUGUAAAGAAGCACUUGAAUGUCCUUGAAUUCUUUUUGCUUUAGUUUUUGGAUAUUUUCUGAAAUUGUUUGACAUUCAAGACGGACAUUUUGUUGAACUGAUUUUGCAUGUUCAUAUCUGACCUCAUUAUAAAGUUACGUUUUGAACAAUUCAACGUCAGAUUUUGCUGAUUUCUAACGCCUUCUUCAGUAUUUAGUCCUUGAAUUUGCUGAUACACGGCCUUGAAUGUCCUUGAAAAGUCCUUGAAUUUGACUCUUCCUGACAUGUACGAACCCUGUAUUAUGGCUGACAUAAUUUGCCACAAGGUUUAUGAAUUAGUAAUGAGUAUUUUAAUAAAUGUAUAUAAAUUUCCACUCGACAAUUUCCAUCUACAAUACCAAUCAAAUAUUAUUCAUUCGAGUUAGAUGCCACAAAAAUCUCAAUAUUUUUUGCAUGCUUUUGUCGUGUCAUCCAAGGAAUUCCAGGCAACUGCCCCACUAUAGGCUAGAUUAUUUAUUUAAAAAAAUGGUAUUUGGUUUUGGAAUCUCUAACUUUAAACUACUUGUCACGUUUUGGUCGUGCAUUCCAUCCCUCUUAAAAAACUGGGAUGUCAGAUACGAAGGUGGAGCUUUGUUUACUACUUUAAACAUCAACGGUGCUCAAACGUUUGCCAACUUAGUUUUUCUAAAACCACCAUUGAUUUAGUUUCAUAGCCAGAGCGCAUUAUUGCAAUAUCUGAUAAUGGUAUUUAUUAUGUGGACAAUGGUGUUUUACUGGAAACUAAAGGCCAUGUUACACGGUGCAAUUUUUCUUGCAACUUGCAAUGCAAUACGAGUCUUCAUUACACUCGCUGAUGUUUUCUCAACAUGUCGAAAAUUCUUCACUGAUUUCACUAAUUAACAUCUCUCAAGAGUAGAAUUGCAUUGCAAGUUGCAAGAAAAAUUGCACCGUGUAACAUGGCCUUAAAACACUCGUAGAACUCAUCUGUCACUACAUCCGGGACCAGGUGCGCAUAUUUUUCGUAUUUCACCCCUACGAGUGACGUAUUUCACCCCUACGAAUGAAAAUUUCCCGCCAUUUUCAUUGUUGUUUUGAAAAUACAAAUGGUCCUUGGUUCGUAUUUAAAACGAAAUUAACGUUGGAAAUAAAACGAAAACAUUUAAAAGACAUCUUUAGAUAAGUGAAAUUUUUUUUUAGUUUUAAGUUUGCACUAUAUUCUAUAAUUUUAAAAAUAUCGCUUUUAUACUGGUCUUUCGCUUGCUUAUAUUUUAUACAUGUCGUCUUUGUGAGUAUUUUUGUCACUCUGAGUAUAAUAAUGGAGUCCAUAUAAUAAACAGAACAUUAAACGGUUGCGAGAAGAUAUGGAUUUAUGUUCUCGUGUCAAAAACAAUAUAUCACUUGUGAGAUAUUGUUUUUGCCACUCGAACAUAAAUCCAUAUCUCUUAGCAACCGUCUAAUAUCCUCUAUAUAAUAUACUUUCAACAAUGAAUCAAUUGGCGAUUUUUCUAGCACUCCAAAUCCCUUUUUGAAUUUUUUGCAUAUUGUCUCAGAUUUUCAUGAAGGGUAACUCCAUCAGUUUUCUUGCAUAUAUUUAACUCUUUUCAAUCUCGUAUUUCCAAUGUACAAAGCAGGCUCGGCGGUUAGUUAAUUUAUUUUGCAUGGGUCAUGGGUGCCGAGCCUAUCAACAUAUAUUCAGUCUUGAUGGUGUUUAAUUUAUGGUGUUUAAUUUAAACUAAGCAGAUCAGCUCCGAGCCAUUCAUUCCGAUCAGUCAAAUUCAGGCGUGAUCGUUGACGAAGACCUUCUUGGACACCAAAUUUUAUUGUGCGAGAGCGAGACAAAACAGUGAAAAUGCCGUUUACAAAGCAUUUUUGGUUUCUGUUUGAGAGAUAUGACCGAAUCCAAGAAAUCCGUAAUAUUCCAUUUGUGAAGGACUGUAACUGUCGAGUGGAGUGAUCUGAAACCUGAUUGGUUGCCAUGGUUGUCAGAUGAUCAAUUAUUUACCGAUGUCGAAUCUAUGAUCGUCGGCGAGCAGACAUUUUCAAGAACUAAUGAAAACCGUCUACCUUAAUUAAUCCGCGACUGUCCCAGGCAAAAAUUGUUUUGUUGCGACUGUCGGCGGUCCCUGUUGCGAAAACAAAUGACGACAGUCGUAGAACUUUUAUUUCAAUCUCAGAUCCUCCACAUGCUUGAAAAUUUUUGCGGAUUCAUGAAAACAACGAGGAUUGCAAACGAACUACGAUAAUAACACGACAGGUGCAGAUUGGGAGAGAUACAACUUCCUGGAAAAUGGCCCUUCGUCGGGAAGUUAUGUUUGCGCGGAUUGGGAAAAUUACAUGAGCUACUAACUUCCCCACGAGGGGUCUUCGAGGCAAGGAGAUGCAAAUAAACCACCACAGCUAGAAAGAGCAUACUAAAAUGAGUAAAAUUGCAAAGUUUGGUUGCGAAAUGUUGUAAAAUGCGGAAAAUAUAGCAUUGAAAAGUUUGCAAAUUUUGUAUGCUUUUGUAUUGCAUGCGGAAACUGCUAACAUUUUCGGCCCAAAUGUGGUAGCAAUUUCCGCACGCAACACAAAAGUACGCAAAAUUUGCAAACUUGGCAAGGCUAUAUUUUCUGCAUUUUACAACAUUUCGCAACCAAACUUUGCAAUUUUAUUCAUUUUAGUAUGCUCUUUCCGGGAAUAUAUAUUUUUUGCCGAGAUAAAAAAAUUAGUCUAUAAUGGGAAUUGUCAGACAGCUAGUUAUCGUUCUACCUAGACUGGCACCGACCUUUCGAGUUAAUGAAAUUCGUCUGCCUGAUUGCGGAAUAGAAAUCGGCCAAUUUCUAUAUCUUUAUUUUUCCACAUACUGUAUAUCAUUUUCUGCGUCUUCUCCUGAAAUGUAUUCACUAUUUGAUCAUAGAAAAAACACGAAGAUGGAGAUAAGAAAAAGAAAAAGAAAGAGAAACGGAAAAAGAAGGUAAAUAUUAAAGUGGGGUUGUGUGCUAAUCAUCUUUAUACUUGCAACUGAGAGCCAAAUCGAUUACAACCGUCCGGAAAGUAUGUCAGUUUGACUGGAGAGCCUCGUUUUCUUGUGCGUGACAUACUUUCCUGAAGCAUGUAUUACAAAGUUCGCAGCUCAACCUGAUCGAGUCUGAGUCCGCCUCUGGCACCAACUAAUGGCUCGUAUCUGAUCACGGAGCAACGGCUGCGAUAGGAGGGUUAGUUUGGAGCUUACCCCCUCCCACCAGGGUCUUAGCUAGCAUUUUAUAGUUUGGGCGUGUUUCUAAAUUUCCAGGGUGUGCCCAUGUCAAUUGCCUUGAAUAGCCAAAAACACGAUUCCAGUUAUGCUUGUCAACAAUAGACUAUACAUGUGGUUGUUCUAUGCUUUUCAACCAAAUACAAGGCGAGGAUACGCUCAUAUUUCGCACUGACAUUAUAAUAAAUUACAGUAUUUUAGCAACUUAUGGGGCAUUUAAAACCAUUUUAACAACACUACGGUGCCCAUAAUUAUCCAUGAAAACAUUAAAACAUCAAGGGUCACUUUUACCAAUUUCAACAACUACAGUAUAUUUUACAAAGAAAUUAUGUAUGUUGUAAGUAGCAACACCUUAUUUUAUGAACCUACAUGCACGGCCAAAACUAAAUAAUGAAGCCGCGUUCAUUUCAUCUAGCCGUGUUUUUACAUUUUUGGCCGCGAUAACACGGCCAACACGGCCUUCUAGCUAAGACCCUGUUCAGAUUUGA
This is a messenger RNA of Paramuricea clavata, 9466 nucleotides long. The record is from the annotation of a GenBank genome assembly. Lineage: Eukaryota; Metazoa; Cnidaria; Anthozoa; Malacalcyonacea; Plexauridae.